This is a messenger RNA of Varanus komodoensis (Komodo dragon), 3625 nucleotides long. RefSeq names its product KIAA1191 ortholog. Bases 1368 to 2300 code for a protein of 310 amino acids. The transcript is spliced from 9 exons. Gene Ontology annotation, cellular component: cytoplasm. NCBI's taxonomy places the organism in Eukaryota, Metazoa, Chordata, Lepidosauria, Squamata, Varanidae. The record is from RefSeq and is a predicted model, not a curated record.
AUUCUUUGGAUGGUUUUCUUUUCCAGUCAUGCAGUUGAAGGGAUGUUUGAGGAUUCUUGCAUGGAAUAUUUAGGCAGGGGCAGCAGUGGUGGUAGGGAAGAAACAUGGAAGCAAAUUAGGGAAUGGUUGUUUUACUUGCAUCUCAGCCCGAUAAUUUUAGUGAAGUGGGGAUGUGAAUGUGAUCAGACUGAGUUUCCCUUGUGGAAAUCCUCCUGGGGAGAACAGGAUGAUGCAUAGAUGAAGCUUCAAUUGGUGCAAAUUGUGGCAGUUAAGUAGCUAACUAGUGCAUGCUCUUUGGACUAUAAUUUGCUUUGAAAGACCUACCCUGGUUGCCAGUUUUCUGGCUCAGCUGAAGAUGUUGAAUAUAUAACCUUCAAACCCUCAGAUAGUUUAAGAGCUGCCCUAUCCAAAGGACUGCCUAUCUCAGUGUAAACCUGCUGGGUUGCUGAAAUCUACAGGAGAGGAUCUCCUGAGAAAGCCAUUGCCAUAGGCAGGCUUAUCAGUCAGGAGUGAAAGAUGCCUUAUCUCCUGUUUCUCCAAAGCUGUAGAAUUCAUUCAUUCAUUACAUCUCUGCUCAAUAACCAAAUGCUCUGGUUGGCUUACAGAGCUUAAAAGUCUUAAAUUGUACAUAGGAUUGAAACAGCGUACAUACAAACAUUUAAGCAGAUACUGGGUGCAACUAUAUAAAAUAUAAACCAGACAAUCUCCCAACAACCUUAACAACCUGUAAUAAAAAAAUCUUAUGACGUGUUUUAAAAACUUAUAUUUUGCCAAAUGCCUGAGAAAAGGUGGCCUUCUAGCACUGAGAAGCUAAUGUUGGCACUGGCUGUGCCUUGCUGGGGAAUUCAUUCUAUAAUGGAGGGUGCACUUCCCUUGGAGGAGGGCCUUAAAUGGUGAGCACAACAUAGAGGUAGGUUCAUGCCAGGUAUUGCACCCUACAGAAUUAUGGUUGGCCCUGACUUUUCUUGGCUUAGAAAAGGGUAGAAGGGUAUGAAGUUGCCUUUUAAAUUAUAUAAUUGCUUCAUUAUUUUAACUCUUACAGUAUUAUUGUGUGAAUGCUUUAUUGUUUUAAAUUGUACAGAUUGCAAGUUCAUUGUGAGAUAAAUGACAAGCUUACCUUUUGAAUUAAUUAUAAUUGAGUGGUGAAUUUCAGACUGGCAUGAAACCAGGUGGAAAUUCGGAUUCCUGGAUGACUAUAUACUGGUUGAUAUGUGGAGUCUAUCUGCAUGGAAGCUCGUGGGGAUGGUUUGCUAAUUUCAACCUCAGCAGCAGAAUGGUCCUUUUUGACAUCUUUAUCUCAUCAUAACUUGUGGUGACAACUGUCCUGUUCUGGAUUUCCAAAUAGUGGAACACCUGCCGUUGCAAUCAUGGGUUCAAGACGAACAGAUGUUCCUGCUAUUGAGCAUGGCUCUGGAAACCUUCUAGGAAAGAUGUCCCAGCCAAUUGGAAUGAGUCGUCGGGCAUUCAGUUAUGAUGAUGCCCUGGAGGAUACUGCACCAAUGACUCCUCCUCCUUCAAAUAUGUGCUCCAAUAUCCUGUGGAAACAGCCAGUCAUCCCAGAACGUAAAUAUGAGGAGCUUUCCAAGGUUGAGGAAGGGGAGACUAGUAUGCAUCCAUCUGCUAUAAACCCCUCAUCUUCCACUGAGACUGUGAACAAGGUUCCAGUAGUGAAGGCCAAGGCCACCCACAUCAUGAAUUCUCUCAUUACAAAACAAACUCAGGAGAGCAUUCAGCGCUUUGAGCAGCAGGCAGGGCUGAGAGAUGCCGGAUACACUCCCCACAAGGGCCUCACUGCAGAGGAGACAAAAUACCAUCGUGUGGCUGAGUCACUCCAUACUCUGAAGAUGCAAAGUGGAGAGAUGACAAAAGAAGAUAAACAGACAUCUUCUGUCCAAUCUACUCCAAGCAACACUCCCCAUUCUUCUCCCAAGCGAACAUUCAGGGGCUGGUUUAGUCAGGGAACUUCCACAGCUAUCGCUGGUUCUGAUCUUGGCUGCAUGGAUCCUAGCAGUGGAGAAAGUGAUAAAGUACCAUCUGAAAAAUGGAGCUUCUUUGGACCAAGAGCACUUCAGAGAUCCACUACUGAUUCUGGGAGCUUUACUAUCCAGUCUUAUAAGGGUGCCCAGAAGCCAACCCCAAUGGAGCUAAUGCGCGCUCAGGCUACCAGACUGGCAGAGGACUCCUCAACUUUCAAGCCUCCCAAGAUGGACAUUGCAUCUAUGGAAGAAAAUAGACGAUCCCCACGUUCCCACAACCUCAAACCCCGGGACAUGAAUGUACUUACUCCCACUGGGUUCUAGGAACAGCUUCACUUACAUGGGAGGAUGGUCUUGGUAUUUGAUAAUGGACCAAAUGGUCCUGGGCUGUAUUUCCCAUUACACUAAUGAACAGGUGACAUAGGAAUUAGCUCAGAAUUAUAGAUGGUGAUGAAACAAGAUCUGGGCAAUUUUAUGGACUUACUGCUUUUUUCUUCUCAAAUGUCUUCUGUACAUGUUGUUGUAGCCGUUCGGCCAGUGAAGUUCUGAUCUUUAACCCAGUGCUUUUCUAUAGAGCUAAGUUUUAUAAAGGGAAAACCACCAACAGCUUUUUUUGGUUGGACUAUGUGGACUGAUACACCUGGCUCAUGUUACUGAAAUGUACAUUGUAUGCCUUUAGCAUCUGAAUGGCUCCGUUUUCAAACUUUUGAGGGAAUGUAGCACUAACUAUACUGAGAGUCUUGCUCCUGGAGGGAUUCUGUAAUCUUCAAACCUGGAGGUUGACUGCACGGCUGCAUGCACUUGUAAGAUAUCAUGUUUCAUCAUGGAAGAACAGUUGUAUGAAAUACACAAUCUGUGAAGUCCUUUGCUUUUGACAUCAGAUAGUUCAGCGUAUCAUAAUGCUAAAGCCGGAGGAUGAUGGACAAGUUCCUUCAUUUCCAGAGUAGCAAGAUUCUGGGAUCGUGGCUGUGGCAUUGUUUGGGACUUCUAGUGGCACCUUCUGGGAAAAGGAUUUGAAAUGGGAAUUAAGUUACUGACAUGUUUAUGCUUUCUUAGGAGGCAGAGGGUUUCAAAGUACAGCGUAGGAGGAUUUUAACUUAAAUGUUCAACUUAGUUGCAGACAUAACUAAUUGGUAUAAAAGCCUAUUUUCACAGAUCUGUAAAUGAAGCAGUGGAAUACCUGUUGUAGUCUGUCUGUGGCCUGAGGCAAAUGUGGCAUGGACUGGUCGUGUUUUCUUGGUCUCAACUCUAAGCCGCCGGUUGGCUUUAUAUUACAGCAAUGAGAUGGCAGACUUGGAACAUCCAUUAUAUAGUUCUGUUUGUUUAAUGGCAUGUUUGUUCAGACUUUUGCCACUAAUCUUUUUCAUGCUCUUAAGAGGGUUUGUGUUCUAUCUAAAACCAAAUGUUCUUUUGACACAUUAUGAGUGAUACUGUAGCGAAGUGACCUGGUUAAGUCUCAUCCAUCUUCUCAUCUUGAAUGUGUAUUGUUUUAAUAGCACUCCAACUAUGUCAAUCCUGUUAGCUAUUGCCAUCACAGUAGCCUGUGAUCCAGCUCCUUAGUUAAUGUUUAAUUUAUUUUGUGAUGUUUUGUGCUCACGUCUCUGUGCCUAAUAUUUUCAGUGGAAUUAAAAACCCCCCAGCAACAAGAA